AUGAGGCUCUGCUCGCGUCUUCUGGCGGCAGGAUGCUGCUCCGUGCUGGCCAUCACGGGAGUCAACGCUUCGGCAAACGUCCGUUUCAAAUGGGACGACGUCAAGGCCAGCGAUGAACUCGAGUAUCACGACUGCUAUGGCGAAUACAAGUGCGCUCGCCUGGAGGUGCCUCUUGACUGGGUCAACGAGACAGAUACAAGAGUAGCCACCAUUGCCAUGAUCAAGCUGCCUGCCGUCGUGCCAGACGACGAUCCUGCCUUUGGCGGCGCCAUCUUCACCAACCCCGGAGGACCUGGUGGCUCUGGUGUCGAAUUUAUGCUCAGGUUCGGCCAUUAUCUUCAGUACACGGUCGAUAAACCGGGACGCCGCCAUUACGAGAUUGUCUCUUUCGACCCCCGUGGCGUUGGCAAAACGACUCCGGCUUCCGACUGCUUCAAUGGAAACUUGCUGGCGCGAGACGCUUUCCUGCUGGAAAACCGCGGCAACGGCGCUCUCAUUAAGGGCGACAGCACCAUUGCGUACAGCCUUGCCAUCAUGGAUGCUUUUGGCCAGCGCUGUCAGGAGGCUGAAGACGCCAUGGCCUUUGUCGGAACGCCCAAUGUCGCACGCGACAUGGUCGAAAUGGUUGACAGAAUCGACGAGCUGCGCAAAAAGGAGGCCACUCAAAAACGUACAGGGUAUGGAGCACCGGACACAUACGACUCCGACAUGGGGGGAGAGCUUAAGAGGCGAUCUGCUCCCAAGAGGAAGUCGGCCGAGCUCCACGACGAACCUGGCGAUGUUCCCCGUCUUCAGUACAUUGGAUUUUCAUACGGCACCGUCCUUGGCAACUACUUUGCUUCCAUGUUUCCCGGCCGUGUUGGCCGCUUGGUCCUGGACGGGGUUUGCAAUAUUGACGACUACACAACGGGCCCAGGCUGGCUUACAAAUACUGUUGAUGCAGAUGAGAUAUUCGAUCACUUCUUUGAGGGCUGUGCCGCUGCCGGUCCCGAAGUAUGCGCCCUGGCUCGUGAGUCGGACGCCCACGGAGCAUCCGACAUACGCCGUCGGUUUGACGCUUUCCUAUCAGAGUUGGAUCACACACCCAGAGCUGUGCUGGCAGAUUCGGGAGACGUCGUUAUCGUCACUGGCUGGGACAUUCGACUGCUGGCCGGCCUGAUUCUUUAUGCACCUUUGAAGCGGUUCAAGUGGCUUGCAGCGAUAUUUGACAAGUUCAUAUCCGGAGACCUGACAGACAUCGCCAUCUGGGCCGUGGGAACAGGCUUGGUGCCCCGCAUGAAAGACGCAUGCCCCCUAGGCGACGAGGCCUGGCCCAUUGAGAGGACCGAGGCUCAGAACGCCGUCGUCUGCAAUGAUGGCGACGACGUUUCCCACAAGGACGUCGCCUUUUGGCACAAGUACGUGAAGAACCAGAUGGACACUUCCAACAUCCUUGGCGCCGAAUGGUCUACAAUCCGCAUCCCAUGCUCAAGCUGGCGUAUCCGCCCCAACUGGCGGUUCAAAGGCCCCUUUACCACCCCCGAUCCGGAUCCCGCCCUCCGGCCGGGCACUCCCGCAGCCCCUAUCCUCUUCCUCUCCAACCGACUGGACCCCGUCACGCCACUGCGAGCCGCCCAGGCCAUGGCCGACCAACACCCCGGCGCCCGGGUCCUCAUCCAGGAGGCCAUGGGCCAUUCCGCAGUGGCGUCUUCCCCCAGCCAAUGCACCAGGAAAGUCGUGGCCGACUACUUCGAAUCUGGCACCAUCCCCUCGGAUCUGCCACCGUGUGAGGCUGACUGCACCCCCUGGGACGAGUCAUGCCCAUUUUUGGGCGCAAUGGGGCGCAAGAACAAAGAUGCCGAUGCCAUGUCUACCUGGUUCAACCGAAACCAGCCCUUGCGGGACAGGAAAUCCCCUCUUGGCUUGCUAUAA
Trichoderma aggressivum f. europaeum is the source of this 1911-nucleotide messenger RNA. RefSeq lists its product as uncharacterized. The transcript has 2 exons. The coding region runs from base 1 to 1911 and encodes 636 amino acids. The record is from RefSeq and is a predicted model, not a curated record. Lineage: Eukaryota; Fungi; Ascomycota; Sordariomycetes; Hypocreales; Hypocreaceae.